CCCGCCUCCCCACCUCCGCCCCCCCCCCCGGGACCCCCAGGGCCCGCCCCCCGCCCGGAACCCCUCCGCCCCCCGACAGACGGGCCCGCGUUACCUCCAGGCCCAGGGGGUCCCCCUGACCCCCUCCCCAGGUCACAGCCCCCCCCCCGGGCGGAGAUGGAAGCCAACAUCAGCGACGAGAGCGUCCACUUCCAGAGCUACCCCUUCGACUUCCUCGAGUUCCUCAACCACCAGCGCUUCGAGCCCAUGGAGCCCUACGGCCACGAGCACCCCAAAACCCUGCCCGCCCUCCCCUGCCCCCAGCCCCCCUUCGACUACGCCCCCCCUCCCGGCGCCCCCCCCUUCGACCGCCCCCCCGCCGCCAAGCACAAGGACUUCAAGGCCGAAGGCGGCACCUCGUCUUCCUCCUCCUCCUCCUCCUCCUCCACCUCCUCCCAGCCGAAGAAGGCGGAGGGCGGCGUGGGGGUGCAAGCGGGGGCCCCCCCGUACCCCAGCCCGGCCGUGGCCCCCCCGCCGCAGCCCCUCUUCGAGGCCGCCGGCGCCUUCAACGCGCCCCAGUGGGGCAUCGUGGACCUCUCCAGCCACCAGCACCUCUUCGGGGGGCUGAAACGGGGCGGGACGGUGGCGGUGGCGGCGGGGACGGCGGCGGCGGGGACCCCGGUGGCUCCCCCGGCCCCCCCGGAGGCGUCGUCGAAGGAGGAGAAGAAUUAUUUCCGCCGGCUGAAGUAUUUCAUGGAGCGGCGCUUCCCUUGCGGCGUCUGCCAGAAGUCCUUCAAGCAGUCGUCCCACCUGGUGCAGCACAUGCUGGUGCACAGCGGCGAGCGGCCCUACGAGUGCGGCACCUGCGGCCGCACCUACAACCACGUCUCCAGCCUCAUCCGCCACCGGCGCUGCCACAAGGAAACCGCCGAGGACGGCGGCGCUGCCGGCGGCGCCCCCGCGGCGGUGGCCACCACCUCCGCAGUCAUGCCGGCACCCAACGGGGCCGGCGGCGUCUUGCCGGCGCCCAACGGAGUCAACCCGUUGGCGGGCGGGGUCAACCUGGCAGCGAGCGGCGUCUUGCCGGCGCCCAACGGGGUCAACGCGGCGCCCAACGGGGUCAACGCGGCGCCCAACGGGGUCAACGCGGCGCUGAGCGGGGUCAUCCCGGCGCCCAACGGGGCCGCCGCGGCGCUGAGCGGCGUCAUCCCGGCGCCCGGCGGCGUCAUCCCGGCGCCCGGCGGGGUCAUCCUGGCACCGAGCGGGGUCAUCCCGGCGCCCGGCGGCGUCACUUUGGCUCCCAGCGCAGGCGCCGCCCCGGCGCCCAGCGGCGCCGCCCCGGACGGCCCCUUCACCUGCUCCUUGUGCUGGAAGGUCUUCAAGAAGCCGAGCCACCUCCACCAGCACCAGAUCAUCCACACCGGGGAGAAGCCCUUCACCUGCUCGGUGUGCGCCAAGAGCUUCAACCGGCGCGAGAGCCUCACGCGCCACGUCAAGACGCACUCGGGGCUGCUGCGGGUGCCCUGCGCCGUCUGCGGGAAGGAGUUCCGGGAUCCGGCGUACCUGCUGCGGCACCAAGCCGCCCACAGCGGCCAACGCCCCGACUACAAGUGCGAGGUGUGCGGCAAAGCCUACGCCGCCCCGCAGAGCUUGCUGCGGCACCGGCAGGUCCACGCCGGCCCCAAGGCCGGCGCGGCGGCCUACGCCGGCGUCCCCAAGGGCGCGGCGACGGCGGUGCCGGUGUUCCCCGGCGCCUACGCGGCGCCGGAGGGGGAGGCGAAGGCGGGCGACGGCGGCGGCGGGGGCGGCGGGGGCUUCUUGUCCCCGCCGCCGGCCGCGUUGCUGGCGCCGGGGAAGAGUUUCGGCUGCGGCAUCUGCGGGCGGGCGUUCGGCCGUCGGGAGACGCUGAAGCGGCACGAGCGGAUCCACACCGGGGAGAAGCCGCACCAGUGCGCCGUGUGCGGCAAGCGCUUCCGCGAGUCCUUCCACCUCAGCAAGCACCACGUGGUGCACACCCGCGAGCGGCCCUACAAGUGCGAGCUCUGCGGCAAAGCCUUCGGCUACCCGCAGAGCCUGACCCGGCACAAGCAGAUCCACCGGCUGCCGUUACCCUGCGGCCUGGGGGGCGCGGGGACCCCCGCCGAAGGGCUGAGCUACGGCUGCGGCGAAUGCGGCGAGCGUUUCCCCGACCUCUUCCGCGCCGUCAACCACAAGGAAGCCCACGCCGGGGAGAAGCCCUACGGCUGCGACGCCUGCGGCAAAGCUUUCGGCUUCAUCGAGAACCUGAUGUGGCACAAGCUGGUUCACCAAGCCGCCCCCGAGCGGCUGCUGCCGGAGGCGGGGGCGCCGCCGGCCGAGAGCGGGCUGCAGCCCCCCGAGGAGCACCCGGUGGUGCCGAGCGGCGAGCGUUUCACCUGCGGCACGUGCGGGCAGAGCUUCAAGCACUUCUUGGGGCUGGUGACCCACAAGUACGUCCACCUGGUGCGGCGGACGCUGGCGUGCGGCGUCUGCGGGCAGAGCUUCGCCGGCGCCUACGACCUGCUGCUGCACCGGCGCCGGCACCUGCAGAAGCGCCACUUCGGUUGUUCGGUCUGCGGGAAGCGGUUCUGGGAGGCGGCGCUGCUGAUGCGGCACCAGCGGUGCCACACGGAGGAGCGGCCGUACCGCUGCGCCGUCUGCGGCCGCGGCUUCCUGCGCUCCUGGUACCUGCGGCAGCACAAGGUGGUGCACACCGGCGAGCGCGCCUACAAGUGCGCGCUCUGCAACAAGCGCUUCGCCCAGUCCUCCAGCCUGGCCGAGCACCAGCGGCUCCACGUCGUCGCCCGCCCGCAGCGCUGCCAAACCUGCGGCAAGACCUUCCGCUACCGCUCCAACCUCCUGGAGCACCGGCGCGUUCACCUGGGCGAGAAGGUGUACCGCUGCGAGCUCUGCGGCAAGAGCUUCUUCUACCUGUCGUCCAUCCUGCGGCACCAGCGCUCGCACGACGCCCGCCGCGACCUGCGCUGCUCCGCCUGCCUCAAGCUCUUCAAGGACCCCAAGUACUUCAGCAAACACCUCCAGACCCACCAGGGCGGGCGCCCCUUCAAGUGCAGCACCUGCGGCGAAGCCUUCCGCAACACCUACGGCCUCAAGAAGCACCGGCACGGCCACAAGCUCGAGCGCCUGGCCGCCCUGGCGCACAAGGACGCGUGAGGACGGGGCUCGGCGGCGGGGCUGGGGGCUGCGGGGCGGCGCGGCGGGGCUCGGGGCGGCUCGGCGUGGUGCGGCGGGGGCCCAGCGUGGUGCGACGGGGCUUGAGAGCAGCUCAUCGUGGUGCAACGGGGCCCGUCGUGGUGCAACGGGGCUUGAGAGCAGCUCAUCGUGGUGCAACGGGGCUUGAGAGCAGCUCAUCGUGGUGCAACGGGGCCCGUCGUGGUGCAACGGGGGCCCAUCGUGGUGCGACGGGGCUUGAGAGCAGCUCAUCGUGGUGCAACGGGGCCCAUCGUGGUGCAACGGGGCUUGGAGGAGCUCAUCGUGGUGCAACGGGGCUCAUCGUGGUGCAACGUGGCCCGUCGUGGUGCAACGGGGGCCCAUCGUGGUGCGACGGGGCUUGAGAGCAGCUCAUCGUGGUGCAACGGGGCCCGUCGUGAUGCAACGGGGGCCCAUCGUGGUGCGAUGGGGCUUGGAGGAGCUCAUCGUGGUGCAACGGGGCCCGUCGUGAUGCAACGGGGGCCCAUCGUGGUGCGACGGGGCUUGAGAGCAGCUCAUCGUGGUGCAACGGGGCCCAUCGUGGUGCAACGGGGCUUGAGAGCAGCUCAUCGUGGUGCAACGGGGCCCAUCGUGGUGCAACGGGGCUCGUUGUGGUGCAACGGGGGCCCAUCGUGGUGCAACGGGGCUCAUCAUGGUGCGACACGGCCCAUCGUGGUGCGAUGGGGCCCAUCGUGGCACAACAGCUUGGGAGCAGCCCGUCGUGGUGCGACACGGCCCACCGGACACAGGGGAAUCCCGUCCCCGGGACCCCCGGGGCGCAUGGACAUGCACGCCCCACCCCCACCCCAGCACCGCGCCUGGACACCCGGUUCCCCCCCGGGGGGGUGUGUUGGGGUGCAGGGAGACCCCGCCCCCACCCUCCUCGCCCCGGAGGGAUUUUUUAACACCACAGGUAUAUAAAUAAACGAAAUAUAAAUUUAUAUAUAUAUAAAGUAUCUAUAAGGGAGAGUUUCCGCCCCCCCGCCUGGCGAGGGGUCCCGGCGCGGGCAGAGACCGGCCGCAGCUCGCCGCAGCGAUGGGCGGGGGCGGGGGGGCGCGGCCUUCGACCGGGGAUGUACAGACGAAGCCGAUAUUAAACCGUGGAUGCGACCGUG
Phalacrocorax carbo (great cormorant) is the source of this 4322-nucleotide messenger RNA. NCBI's taxonomy places the organism in Eukaryota, Metazoa, Chordata, Aves, Suliformes, Phalacrocoracidae. The record is from RefSeq and is a predicted model, not a curated record.